GAUAUUUCACUUUGACAGCUACAUCUCUGACUAUUUUUUAGAGAGAACUUUCUAAGCUCUGAAAUUUCUGUCGAUGAGAAAAUGGAGUCACCUUCGUCGUGUGGAGCUCUAAACGCUUUGAUAUCAAUUCUCUUUCCGUCGAGAUCCAACACUUGUGAUUUCGACGAAAGCCCUAGGGAUUUGCUCAAGGACUUGGCCGCCAGAGAAUUCAAUGCUUUUCUUUGGAUUUCUCUCUUAACAAUCACUGCUCUGCUUAUUAGGAGAGUCUUUAAACUUUUCCAAUUAUGGUCCAAAGGCAGUCGGAUUCCUGGGCCUCCUUGCCCUUCCUUUUAUGGCCACUGCAAACUCAUCUCCCGCGAAAACCUUACCGACUUUUUAUCGGAUUCGCACGAGAAAUAUGGAUCAGUUGUGAAGCUAUGGUUGGGUCCGACUCAGCUUUUAGUUUCUAUAAAAGAACCGAGCCUUAUAAAAGAGAUGCUUUUUAAGGCUGCUGAUAAGUUGCCUUUGACUGGGAGAGCGUUUAGUUUGGCUUUUGGACGAUCCAGUCUUUUCGCUUCCACCUUCGAUGAGGUGCAAAAGAGAAGGGAAACUUUAAUGACAGAAUUAAGUGAAAGAUUGCUAGAGAGAGCAAAUGUGAUUCCUAAAAAGGCCGUGGAACGCAUAAUGGAGAGGAUAAAUAGGUCCAUGGCUAAAGGGAGUGUUGAUUGUAAAAUGGUUUCUCAAAAUAUGGCGUUUACCAUAUUGGGAACCUCACUGUUCGGAGAUGCAUUUUUAGCUUGGUCCAAGGCCAAUGUCUAUGAGGAGCUCCUUAUGAUGAUUGCAAAAGAUGCAUGCUUCUGGGCUUCAUACAAUAUUACUCCCUUCUGGAAGCGGGGAUUUUGGAAGUACCAGCAUUUAUGCACAAAGCUGAAAUGCUUAACUCAGGACAUUGUUCAACAGUGCAGAAGAAACUACAAGCUGUUUCAUGUCAUGGAUCAGGACCACUUCAAUGAAACAGCAUAUACAGGAAAGUAUGCAGCAUACGGUGCUUCAUCUUGCUCCAAUGGUUUGAUGCCAAAUAAAUUUUUCUUUCAAGAGUAUAAAGGCCAUCAUGAUGCGGGAAAAGAUGAAGCAUCUGGUAAUAUUAUGGGCAUGAUGUUUCAUGGAUGUCUUACCACGACAGGCUUGAUUAAUAAUAUCUUGAUGAGACUUGUUACACACCCAGAAAUACAAGAUAAGAUUUACAAUGAAAUAAUCAUGGCUCAGGAAAAUUCAACCAUGCCAGAGGAACAAAAUGUUGAUAAGAUGAUCUUAUUGUUGGCAACUGUUUAUGAAUCUGCCCGUCUUCUUCCUGCUGGGCCUUUGCUUCAGAGGUGUUCUUUGGAAUGUGACUUGAAUCUUGAAAGUGGUGUGGCCAUACCAGCUGGAGCAGUGCUGGUCGUGCCUGUUCAGCUGGUGCAGAAGGAUGGUUUAAGUUGGGGAAGUGAUGCUAAUGAGUUUAAUCCUUAUCGAUUCUUGUCAAAAACUAGAAAGAGAUCUGACUUGGUGCUCAAUACAUCCUUUUCAGAUGAAGCAGCAGAUCUGGGUGAGAGCCCUUUUGUUUUGAAUGAUCCAAGCAAAAAUGCUGCAUUUCUUCCUUUUGGUUCCGGCAUACGUGCAUGUGUGGGCCAGAGAUUUGUAAUCCAAGGAGUGGCAGCAUUGUUUGCAUCAUUGCUUAAACUAUAUGAGAAUCACCAAGUAGGAAAAACAAGGGACUGGCUUGAAAAUGACAGUUGGACCUACCCUAGUAUUUUAAGAUGGAUUGCUUCACCAAUUUUAUAUAACUAGCUUGAUAUCUAGACAGUUGAACUAGUGCACUGAUACUGAAAUCCGUAAUAGUUUGGUCAUAAAUAAAUAUUAACUUCUCUAAGAUGUAAAAUUAGGGGUAAGGGUUUGUUAGUUAGCUAUUUUCCUACCUACAUAUAAAUUUUAUGUAUUCAGUGUACCAAAAGCAGAAACAUAUAAACAACUUGUUUUUAAAUUGACAGUUCUUAUGGGUAUGUUGCUGCCUAUAUAAAAGGACUUUCACUUUAUUCUAGUCCAGACAUAAAUAGAAUUAAUGGUUCUUCUCCUUCUUCUUCCUUGCCCUUCUGUUGCAUCCUCUUGUUUUUGUGGUCAUGCAUUAGUUUAUCCUAAUAUGACAUUGGCUAGCCUGAAUAGUCAAAAUGGGUCUACGGUUUACUUUUUUUUUUUUUCUACCAUGCAUAUUUUCAUGACCGACUCCACAUAAAGACAUACCAUAAACGAUAUCUAUGUUAGGAAUUCAGUUGCAGAUGUGCUCAUCCUUGUACAAUAAACCUGACCUUUUACUUGUUGAUGAUCUUGAAGUCUAAAUGCUCCUAAUUUUAUU
This is a messenger RNA of Humulus lupulus (European hop), 2368 nucleotides long. RefSeq lists its product as uncharacterized. The record is from RefSeq and is a predicted model, not a curated record. Lineage: Eukaryota; Viridiplantae; Streptophyta; Magnoliopsida; Rosales; Cannabaceae. The coding region runs from base 82 to 1806 and encodes 574 amino acids. Gene Ontology annotation, molecular function: iron ion binding; heme binding; monooxygenase activity. The transcript is spliced from 7 exons.